Messenger RNA from Grus americana (Whooping crane), 2043 nucleotides. It is a transcript of the gene CFAP53, whose product is annotated as cilia and flagella associated protein 53. NCBI's taxonomy places the organism in Eukaryota, Metazoa, Chordata, Aves, Gruiformes, Gruidae. The record is from RefSeq and is a predicted model, not a curated record. The coding region runs from base 636 to 1934 and encodes 432 amino acids. The transcript is spliced from 8 exons.
CCCGGUGGCUCCGUUCGCUGGCACGGCUAUGGAGGCGCAGCGGCCGCGGUGGUGCCGGGAGGUGACCGGGCCCGUCCCGCACUCCUUAGCGCUGGUGAGAGGCCGCGCCGGUGCAGAUGGAGUCCGCUCCGCUCCCGGGUGGUGCGGGGUCCUCGGGGCGGGCACGCCAACCCGUUGCCGGUUGUGGUAGGGCCCUCUGAGAGGAGCCGGGAGCGGCGCGGAGUGGGGUUCCCGGGGGAGCCCGGUGCCGUGCGGGCUGAGGGCCCUGGGAGGACCUGCUGCCAUCUGUUGUGGAUCCCUGGGGGAGCCCGUCUGACUGUACGCAUAAAGCAGACCAUAAACACUCCCCUGGAUGUAUAGGGUAAGAUUUAAGCUAUAGCCUGGGCAACAGACAAGUGCUGGCACCUGAAGCCAUUUCAUGCUAUUGUACUGGUGUGCUCUUCAAGAGAGCCAAGCCUCCUAAAGAACAAAGAAGUGAAAAAUUUGACUUAGCCCACAGACGGAAAGAAAAGGGACUCCUUGAAAAUGCUGAUUUCUUAAAGCUGUACAACCAGUAUCGCAACAUUGAUGAGUGGCAGCGACGCAACGAACAAAAGUGGCUACACUGCGCUGUGCGGAGAAAGGUGGAUGCAACAAUGCGGGAAUAUCUGGCAGAGACUGAUGAGAGAAGAGAGAGGCUUCGUGAGCUUCUGGAGGUGGAGGAAAGUAGGUACUUUGCUGAGAUGGAGUCACUUGAAGAAACGGUUGUGGAGAAACAAGCAAAAAUGAGGGAGCGAGCAAAAUUACUGAGAGAGGAGAGGGAGAAAGAAAGACAACAACUGGUGGCUGAGAAACGAGAGCAGCAAUUCAGAGAACAAUGCGAGGAGCUUCGUGUACAGUGGAUGAAGAAGCAUCAGAAGGAAUUGUGUGAAGACCGACUGGCCCAGCUAGCUCUGAAGGAGGAAUUGAAAAAGCAACAGAAGAAGGAGGAGGAGAUGUUUGCAGAGCUUUGGAAAGAGGAUAGGUUGGCUAAGGAAAAGCGAGAGGCAGUGGAGAUGCAGAAAUCAGCAGAACGGAAUCAGGAAAUCCUGAAUGUGCUCAGUGCCCAGGUAGCGGUGCUCAGUGCUCGCAAAGAGGAGGCGAAGCGGCUGAAGGAAGAAGAGGCUCAACUGCUGGAAAAACAGCAGCAACUGCUUAAGCUAGAAAAUGAACAACUUCAGCUGGAGAAACUACAGAAACAGAAACAAUGCAGAGACACAUUGCUCUGUGCAGCACAGGACAAGCAGAAGCGUCUUAAUGAAGAAAAACAAGAUGAACUUGCCUUAGAGAUGAAGAUCUUAGAAAAAUCUCUUCAGGAACCUCAGGAGGACAGUGAGGAGAAAACAAAAAGAAAACAAGAGCUGUUCAAGGAGCAACGGACUUACCUGGCACACCUGGCUCAACAGCUGGAGGAGGAGAAACGGCGAGAAAAAGAAGCGGACGAGCUCCUCAAAGAAGAAAUGGCGAAGGUUUGGGCCAAGAAGGCUGAGCAAAUACGAUUAGAAAAGGAGGCUAGAAAGCAGCUACUGAAAGAUGUCUUGGAUACAAGACAACUGCAGGUGGAGGAGAAGUUGCAGAGAAAUGCAAAGGAGCAGGAAGAACUCGCUCAAGAGAAGAAGUUAUUAGCUGAAGCAAUCACAGAACUUGAGCAUAUAGAAGAAGAAAAAUAUGCAAGAAAAGUAAAGGAAGCAAAAGACUACCAAGAGCAACUCAGGGCUCAAAUUGCCUAUCGACAACAGGCCCGUGAUGCUGAGGAAGAAGAGAAGCAGCGAGAAUAUGAAUCAGGUCUAGUAGCAGAGAGAGCUUACCAAGAAAGGAUACAGGACAUUCUAUCAAGGCCUUGUGAGAAACUAGCAAAAACCCACCCUUUGAGAAGAAAACUAAUGUCUAACUCUCAAGAAGAUCACUUGCUAUGAUAUUUUAUCUCACUCAGUAGCCUUUAAAAACACUUUCUAAGGGUGUUUAUAACUGACUUGAGUUAGCGGACCCCUCUCCACUGUGAUGCUCAAAAUUUUAACUGGAAAG